Molecule: messenger RNA, 1120 nt
Organism: Megachile rotundata (alfalfa leafcutting bee)
Lineage: Eukaryota; Metazoa; Arthropoda; Insecta; Hymenoptera; Megachilidae
Product: PDZ and LIM domain protein 7
Biological process (GO): muscle structure development; actin cytoskeleton organization
Cellular component (GO): adherens junction; Z disc; stress fiber
Molecular function (GO): actin binding; muscle alpha-actinin binding
Source: RefSeq, a predicted model, not a curated record
GCUAUGUUACCACACGUUAUAUUGCCACGCGUACUAUAUUACUACGCGUUAUAUUACCACGCAUUCUGUACUACUAUAUCUUGUAUCGCCAAGCGUUACAUUGCCACGCGUACUAUAUUAUUAUAUGUUAUAUUGCCAUGCAUCCUGUAUUACUACAUGUUAUAUCGCUACGCGUUAUAUUGUUGUGCAUACUAUAUUACUAUGUGUUAUAUUGCCGCCCAUUCUGUAUUACUACAUGUUAUAUCGCUACACGUUUACUACCACUAAUCGUUAUAUCACCGCUCGUUCUAUAUUGCCAGGCGUCAUACCAUCACUCAUCCAAUUUCCACUCGAUAUAUUACCACGUGUUGUAUUGCCACGUAUGUCCUACAUCGCCACACGUUUCACAUCGCCACAAGUUUCGUGAAGUGUUUCGCCCAUUGAAUAAAUAAUAUGAAAGCUCUCCGUCUUUGUCUAUUUAUUGAACGAGCCUCCCUCAUACAAAAGCUAACAGAAUUGUUUUUGAUUCGAGAACAAUUUAAGCAAUACUUAUAACAAAAUGACAGUCGUUUCCCAGAAUAAUUGUUUACCGAAACUUCGAUCUCUGAUUACAGCAUCGCUCAGUCUCGUUAAUCAUCGUCAUGGACGUUAACAUCAAACUCUCACGAAAUGGCGGACAAACUUUGGGAUUUCGAUUAUCUGGAGGGGCCGAUUUCAGUUAUCCGAUGACUGUUGUUAGGGUGGCUCUCGGAGGUUUGGCCGACAAAGCAGGUCUACAAGCCGGCGACAUAGUCAUCAAAGUAAACGGGGAGACCAUACAACAUUUGAGACACAGCGAGGUCCUCGAUCGAAUUAACAAAUCUGGAAACGAAUUUACCCUCACCGUUAUACGAAAUCUUAAAUUCGAACGAACUUUGAAAGAAUGACACUAUUCGAUUUUAAACUUGAUAUGUGAAUAUGUUCUAUUAAAGAUAUCUAUGAUCGUUAUACCGACUUUUUUCUUUUCCUGUGAUUGUUAAUUUAACUAAAAAGCGUAUUUAUUAAUCCUGGGAUGAAAGGGAUCGAAAAUAUUUAUGAUACUCGAAAUUGGGUUAAACGGAUCUUUCCGGCGAGUUUAUUUUCGAAAUAAAAUUUACCUGAA